Jaminaea rosea is the source of this 6655-nucleotide messenger RNA. RefSeq names its product Not1-domain-containing protein. Gene Ontology annotation, molecular function: molecular adaptor activity. Gene Ontology annotation, biological process: nuclear-transcribed mRNA catabolic process, deadenylation-dependent decay. The transcript is spliced from 2 exons. The record is from RefSeq and is a predicted model, not a curated record. Bases 407 to 6445 code for a protein of 2012 amino acids. Gene Ontology annotation, cellular component: CCR4-NOT core complex; P-body. NCBI's taxonomy places the organism in Eukaryota, Fungi, Basidiomycota, Exobasidiomycetes, Microstromatales.
UCUCAUCUCGACAGUCACCCCAGACAAUCUCGCAGCAUACCAGGAAGAGCUUCGGAGGCAUUGCCAACGUUUCGGUCCUGACGUCUACGUCGCGCUUCUCGAAAAGCUCCUCGACGCUCGCGCUACCUCUGACAAUUCCAGCGUCCUUCAGCAGUUGCUAGCGCUUGAGCUUAAGGCCUGCUCACAGGAUACGCGGUCAGCAUCUCUACUCGCCGACGUUCUCGCAAAGUGCAGCGACGUACCUCCCCUCGAGGAUUUUGAUCAUCUCGACAGGCGAGAGAGACUUGUGCUCCUCUGGGCUCUCGCAGCUCCUACAUCGCCAACUUCACCAGCGACUGAGAGACGCAACAGGCUUGCCGUCCAGUGGGCGGCCAGAUUCAGCAGCAGCAGCAGCAGCAGCAGCGGGAUGAACAAUCAGCCCGCAGCCCCUCCAGAUGGAGGAGGCGGCACAGGCUCCGCAGUGCUGGGCGCUGCGCUCAAUGCUCUUCGACCGACAUCCAAUGAGCCACUCAGCCCGAAGCAACUCAGUAUCUUCUUACAGCAGCUCAUUAACGACGGCGAUGGUGCGGAUGCGCCUGUCCUUGGCCGCACCCAGAGGAGGACGUUGGUAGCCUCGGCCGCAGAGCGUGUUGGGUCAGAAGCCUUCUCUCGGGCCCUCAUCGAGGCGCUGGCCAAUUUCAGGAUCAAAAAGAGUCUGCCGGGAUUUCUCGCCGACCUGGGCCCUACUGGGAUCUCCAACGUCGAGACCGUUCGCGCCAUCUUUGCGCGCUUUGGCCUCACAGAGUCAUCUCCUCCGGACGAGCACGCCGUCGCCCACCUCUUUGCCGGCCUCCUCGCCGUCUCGCCGGACGAUCUCGGCCGCGACAACGUCACCAAUUGGUCGCUCCUUGUGCGAGCAAUCUCAACGUUCAGACCCGUCACCUGGCCACGCGCAAUCCGAGCGCUGGAUGACCUCGAAGGCUUCCGACCUCUGGCCAACGCCGACUGGUCAGGCUUUGCGGCGGCGCUGCUCGCCUCGUCCUAUGACGCGCCAUCGACGCCUCAGGCCCCGGCAGUCACUGGUCUCUGGGGCCCUUGGAACCAAAAGAUUCUUCAGCUCACCAUACUCUCAGGCCUGUUGGGCCUCGACGCCGACACUUUCUCGUUUGCAGCGGUACCAGGAAGGCGCGUCGUGACGUCUGCUGAUGUACAGAGAGCGAGCACGACGAUUCGUCAGUCAGUCGCAGCUUGCGAGCGUGCGACGUGGAACUCGCUGGACCUCGUAGAGACGUUGGCUUUGCUCGCAGCGGAUCAGCAGCCAGACGUCAAGCAGGGCGUGACGCACUUGCUGGAGCGCUUCAUCAAGGAGGCGCCGGAGCUGCUUCUCAUCGGCCUCGUCCAGAUUCCUGAGCCUUGGAACCCCAUCCACAUGGAGCUCUCCCAAAAGCUCAUGAGCAUGUUCCUCUCAAGCGCCCCGGGACACCAGCUCGUCUUCCACAUCUCCUACCAGACGAACCGGACUUUCGUCCUGCAGAGCCUCGUCCGCAGCUAUCUCAACAACCCGGCCAAUGUGACGCGCAUCGUUGAUGUUGCCCAAGACCUCAAGGCUCUGCCUGCUCUACUCGAAGCUCGAGCAGACCCGGCCAAGCCAUUCUUCUUUGCACUCGACGUGGCGGCUUUGGCCUCACGCAGAGAGAUUUUGAACGCGGACCUCUUCCUCGAGCGGCUGAUACAUGAGCAUGGCACGACAUUCAUGCGGGCCACACUGGACUUUCUCAGCGAGAAGCUGAAGGAGGAGCUGGCGCUGCAGGAGCAGGAUGCAAGUCAGCAACAGCAACAGCAAUUCGUCGCUCCCUCUGUGCAGACUGUCGCUACAUUUCUGCGCCGCCUCCGCACGCACGGCGAAAGCAUGUCGGCGGAGGAUAUCGAGGCGUUCAAGAUGGUACGCAAUCUGGCUCUGCAGCUUCACCCUCGUCUUCUGCCCAUCCGUGCUUCUGAGAGCCAGGAACCAGGCAUGGAGGUCGCUUCAUUCGCCCAAGAAAUACACGAAGAGUGCGACGAGACAUUCGGACGUAUGUACAAGCAGGAGCUCAGCGUCGAGGACGUCGUUGCCAUUCUGCAGCGCCUCAAGAAUUCGGAGCGUACGCAAGACACGGAGCUGUUUGCCUGCAUGGUCCACACGCUCUUUGAUGAGCAGCGGUACAUCAAGAGCUACCCGCCGACCGAGCUCAGGUUGACGGCUCACCUGUUUGGUGACCUCAUCCAACAUUCGCUCAUUGACUACGUCGCGCUCGGUAUCGCGAUUCGCGGUUGUCUCGACGCCCUGCGAACGCAGCCCGGCUCGCCCAUGUUUGAGUUUGGCCUCGAAGCUCUCAAACGCUUCCAGGGGCGGCUGCAGGACUGGCCGCAGCUGGCCCAAGCUUUGCAGGCUCUGCCGCCUCACUCGGAGGUCACAGCUAUCCUCAACCGCGCGGCCCAGGCCCCAGUGACGGCAGAGGCGGUCGCCACUACUGACAGCAAUGGCGCCAAUCGGCCCGCAUUCACUGCCGUCGACCCAGGAGCGGAGCCUUUCGGCAGCGAAGAGCAAGUCGAGCCUGAUGAGGAAGCGUCGGACAAGGUCCUGUUCGCGAUCAACAACCUCUCGCCCUCUAACCUCGAGGGCAAGCUCGCCGACGUCCGGCCUGUACUGACGGCUCGCAUCUUCCGCUGGUUCGCCCACUACCUCACGCUUGAGCGCUGUCAGCUCGAGCCCAACUUCCACGGCCUCUACCUGCGUUUCCUUCAGGCAGUCGGAGACGCCAAGCUCGAUGCCUACGUGCUCCGCGAGACGUUGGCGUUGGCGCAGCGCCUCAUCAACUCGGAGUCGACUGUCUCGACGCUGCAGAGUCGCAAGGCCUUGCAAAACAUUGGAUCGUGGCUCGGUCUGAUCACCCUCGCCCGGGACAGGCCUAUCCGCUUCAAGAACAUCGAUUUCAAGCUGCUGCUCAUUGAGGGAUACGACUCGGGACGUCUCAUCGUCGCUGUUCCGUUCGUUGCCAAGGUUCUCGAGCAGUGCAGCAAGUCACGAGUCUUCAAGCUGCCGAACCCCUGGCUCAAUGCUGUGCUGCGCGUGCUCGCCGAGCUCUACCAGCUGCCGGAGCUCAAGCUCAACUUGCGCUUCGAGAUCGAAGUCCUUUGCAAGAGUCUCGGCGUCGAUCUGAAGGACAUUCAACCGUCGUCCAUCAUCCGCUCGCGCGAGCUCCUUCCUCCUCCUCAAGCGCAACAACCUCACCUCGCCCUCCAGCAGCAGCAGCAGGCCAUCGAGGGUGCGCCACCGACUUCGGAGAUGGAGCGACUUGCUCUCGGCGCCAGAGAUCAACGCCGCCCUCCUCCCCAGCAGCAGCCCAGCGAGCAAGCCAUGCAAGCCGCAGGUGCCUACACGGAAUCGCUUUCGCAAAUGCUGCAAAACCUGCCGCACUACAUUCAGAUCAAUCCGCAGCUGGCUCUGUUUCAAAACUCGGCCAUCAAGCGCCUCGUCUACGUCGCCAUCGACCGCGCCAUCCGCGAGAUUGUCGCUCCCGUCGUGGAGCGUUCCGUCACCAUCGCCUCCAUAUCGACGCGUGAGCUCGUCACAAAGGAUUUUGCCAUGGAGGGCGACGAGAACAAGAUGCGCGAUGCUGCACACCAGAUGGCCGCCAACCUCGCGGGAAGUCUGGCUUUGGUCACCUGCAAGGAGCCACUCAGAGCCAGCAUGGUCGGUAAUGCGCGUACGCUCUUCUUGCAGAGUGGGUUCACCGAGCAGACGUUCCCUGAGCCGGCUGUCAUUGGCAUCAUGCAAGACAACUUGGAGCUGGCGUGCUCGGUCAUUGAGAAGGCGGCGAUGGACAAGGCGAUGCCUGAAGUGGACGAUGGCUUGGCCAAUGCGUACAGCUCUCGCCGUGAGCAUCGCCAGCGCGGGCGAGGCUUCUUCUGGGACGCGGGCGCACUCACGACGUCUCAAUACGCUGCUACGCUGCCCGAGGGCCUUCGCCUCAAGCACGAGGGCCUGCAACCACAGCAAUUGCGCGUGUACCAGGACUUUGGCAACUUUGCAAGGACGCCGUCGAUGGGAGGCGGAGAGGACGAGCGUCACGCCGCCGCGGCUGCAGUAGCGGCAGCAGCGAGCGCGGCGAGUGGUACGGGCGGGCCAGAGGCAAUCACCGAUGGCGCGUACGAAGAGGGCGGGGCUCUCACCGCUCAGCAGAGCUUGGACAAGUUUAAUCAGUGCGUCGUCGAGAUUGAGCAGCUACUCGCGCAGGCGGGGCCGGAUGAGGGCAUCACGACGCUUCCUCAAGGCCACGAGCUGCGCGACGUGGUGCGCCAGGUUCCUGUCAUCGCCUCGCAGUCGAUGAACCGCGACGAGGCUGCGCUGGCAUUCUCGCAAAAGGUCGUUCAGCUGCUGUUCAAGAGCGAGACGGGCUUGGCGCGUGACGUCUACGUCAUUCUCUUGGAGCGUCUGUGCGAGGUCUCGAUCAAGGUCGCCAAGGAAGUGACGGCAUGGCUCGUGUACGCCGAGGACGAGCGCAAGUUCAACGUCCCCGUCACUGUCAGCCUCGUCCGUGCUGGAUUGAUGAACAUUGCCGAGACGGACGUCCAGCUCACCAAGCUGAUCAUGCGCGACUUUAAGCCAGCGAUGGUCGACUUUGCGGCCAAGCUUGCGUUGGAGUGUCUUCGCGAUCCCCCCUGUGCCACUCGGGGCCAGCUCUCCAACAUCAUCGAGGCGCUCGAGCGCGCAGCUCAGCAGGGCAAGGCGACGGCUACGGCGACGCAAUUCCUCGAGGAGCUCGACGGGCUCAAGGGCACCAAGGCUGACGUGGGCAACGCCGCUCUCCGCGAGCAGCUCUCGUUCUGCUUCGCCGAGUGGGUCCGCCUCUUCCAGCACUCGCCCAACGCAGAGAAGUCCUUCAUCGACUUUGUCACUCAGCUUCAAGCGCAGGGUAUCCUCAAGGGCGAAGAAAUCUCUUCCAUGUUCAUUCGCGUCUGCACAGAGGUGGGCGUCGACUCCUACAUCAAGCAGAAGGCUGCAGGUGGAUCGCUGGCCACGGGCAUCUUCUCGCCGGUGGACGCCUUCUCAAAGAUGGUCGUGCUGAUGAUCAAGUACCACUCGGAUCCGGCUGGCGUCAAUCACGACCAGGCCAAGGUGCACUACUUGACCAAAAUUCUCUCCAUCGUCGUGCUGGUAUUGGCCCAGUCGCACGAGGAGCUUGGCCCACACUUCCAGCAGAAGCCAUUUUUCCGCUUCUUCUCGACCUUGCUUCAUGACCUGCACGUGGCCGAAUCGAGCCUGCAAACGACGUACCAGCAGUCGCUCCUCGCCAUCAGCAACACACUUAACACGCUACAGCCCAGCUUCUUCCCCGGAUUCACCUUUUCGUGGAUGAGCCUCAUCUCGCACCGCCUCUUCAUGCCCAAGCUGCUUGCCAACAGACAGCAUGGCUGGGCGGCGUUCCACCGCUUGUUCUGCUCUCUGCUGCGCUUCCUGGGCCCCAUUCUUCGCAAGGCCGAGUUGCAAGACACGUCGCGCUCCCUCUACCGCGGGACUCUACGCAUCUUCCUCGUCUUGCUGCACGAUUUCCCCGACUUCCUCGCAGCGUACCAUCACUCGCUGUGCGACUUGGUCCCCUACACGUGCACGCAGAUGCGCAACCUCGUGCUCAGCGCUUUCCCUCGAGACCGUCGUCUGCCGGAUCCCUUUGCGCCCAACCUCAAGAUCGACCGCCUGCCCGAGGUGUCGUCGCCGCCCCUUGUGCUCAGUGACUACGAAGGGGCGCUGCCUGCCGAGCUCAAGUCGGCGCUGGCACUGUGGGGCCAGAGUCGAUCGCCUAGCAGCUUCCCGGCCUCGCUCAAGGAUGUGCUCCUGCGCUCCGGGUCUGGCGACGAGCAAGAGAUGGGUGACGGCUCGUGGGAGCCCCGCUACGAUGUGCCGAUGGUCAAUGCGCUCGUCCUGACGUCGGCGAUCAACACUCUUGAGAAGGGCGGCAGCAACGCGCUCACUGGCAGCCCGGAGAAUGAUGCUACACUGGCCUUGCUUCGCGGUCUUAUCCUCACGCUCGACCCAGAGGGUAUUUACCUCGUCCUUUCCGCCUGUGCAAACCAGCUGCGCUACCCAUCAAGCCACUCGGCCUACUUCAGUCUGGCGAUUCUCCACAUCUUUGGCCACGCUGAGACGACGGACGAGGUUCGCGGACAAGUGCUGCGUGUGCUCUUGGAGAGGAUCGUGGUCACUCGCCCUCACCCGUGGGCCCUGCUCAUGAGCGUCUUUGAGCUGCUGAGGGGAAAUGCGCAAGGUCGCUGCCAGAUGCCUCCGGGCAUGCCCAACGAGAUCGAGGGAUUGCUGGACCACAUUCGUGGUGGAUUGGGAGGCAGCGCGGCUAUCGGGGUUGCCGGUGCGGGUGGAGAUGCGGUCACCUCGUCGCCGGCGCCAGGCCACGCUCAGGCGCAGGCGUAGGGCGGUACGGGUGCGGAUGAUACCAAGGUGCAAAAGAAGGUAUGAGGGAUCUCGGACCGGCUUAGACGCAGCGACGCGGCACUUCAAAACAUCUCCACUCAGCAUGCUCCCCUCAUUCAAUGGUCACGAGCUCGCCCGCAUCCCCGCGACAAACCAGCAACGUCGAUGUACAACCACAACGUCCACUCCAUGCGCGACUGGCAUAGAGGC